AUGGUAUUCGAUAAAAAAGCGACGGCGCAUGACACCGCACCUGAACCCUUAAAACUUGCCGGAAGUACAAAAGAAAGUGAAGUACCCCACAAAGUACUGAAAGAACGCUACUUACCCCACAAAGAACUGAGCGAACGCGAUAUUGCACCCAAACCCUUAAAACUCACCGAAAGUACGAAAGAACGUGAUGUACCCCACAAAGCACUGAGCGAACGCGAUAUUGCACCCAAACCCUUAAAAUUCGCCGAAAGUACGAAAGAACGUGAUGUACCCCACAAAGUACUGGGCGAACGCGAUAUUGCACCCAAACCCUUAAAACUCACCGAAAGUACGAAAGAACGUGAU
Molecule: messenger RNA, 345 nt
Organism: Ambispora leptoticha
Lineage: Eukaryota; Fungi; Glomeromycota; Glomeromycetes; Archaeosporales; Ambisporaceae
Source: the annotation of a GenBank genome assembly